This is a messenger RNA of Empidonax traillii (willow flycatcher), 951 nucleotides long. RefSeq names its product keratin, type II cytoskeletal 6A-like. Gene Ontology annotation, cellular component: keratin filament. The transcript has 6 exons. The record is from RefSeq and is a predicted model, not a curated record. The annotation marks the transcript as partial. Lineage: Eukaryota; Metazoa; Chordata; Aves; Passeriformes; Tyrannidae. Gene Ontology annotation, molecular function: structural constituent of skin epidermis. Gene Ontology annotation, biological process: intermediate filament organization; keratinization.
GUCCUGUCCACCAAGUGGGAGCUGCUGCAGCAGCAGGGGCCGUCGGGGCCCAGGAAGGACCUGACGGUGAUCUUUGAGAGCUACAUCCAGAACCUGAGGAGGCAGCUGGACUCCAUCCUGGCCCAGCGGGGGCAGCUGGAGUCGGAGCUGCAGAACAUGCAGCAGUACGUCGAGGACUUCAAGAGCAAGUACGAGGAGGAGAUCAACCGGCGCACGACGGCCGAGAACGAGUUCGUGGUGCUGAAGAAGGACGUGGACUCUGCCUACAUGACCAAAGUGGAGCUGGAGGCCAAGGUGGGAGCUCUGACCGACGAGAUCAACUUCCUGAGGUGCAUCUACGAGGAGGAGCUGUCCCAGAUGCAGAGCAUCAGCCGGGACCUGUCCGUGGUGGUGUCCAUGGACAACAACCGGCACCUGGACCUGGACAGCAUCAUCGAGGAGGUCCGGCGCCAGUAUGAGCAGAUCGCCCAGAGCAGCCGGGCCGAGGCCGAGGCCUGGUACCAGAGCCAGUACGAGCAGCUGCAGAGCACGGCCGGGCGCCACGGGGACAACCUGAGGAACACCAAGCUGGAGAUCCAGGAGCUCACCAGGAACGUGCAGAGGCUGCGGGUGGAGAUUGAGAACGUCAAGAAGCAGGAUUCGGAGCGAGUGGGAGGGGAGUUGUGGGUGCGUUUGAUCCGAGCUGCGCUGCGGUUCCUGCGCCGCGGGGAGAGAUCAAAGGGGCACAAAACGCUGUCGGGGGUGGAUCGGGAGUCCCACAACAACCCCCCCGGGAGCCGCCCCGUGUCCCCAGAGAGGGUCAGGAAGCUGCAGACCUGGGGCAGAAAUCUGGGAAAGGCAACGGGAAACGGCUACGAGGGCUCCUGGAAGAGGGAAUCCUGCACCUGGAAGAGGGAAUCCUACACCUGGAAGAGGGAAUCCUACACCUGGAAGAGGGAAUCCUACACCUAG